ACACAAGGAAAAGAUGGAGAACUGUUUGCGCAUGGCUCGGCAACUCAUUCUCAACGAGAUCAAUAAGGGGUGCAACAACAAAAAUUUCGUGAUGUCUCCAAUGUCAAUCAUCGUUGCAUUGAGCAUUCUGGCUUUUGGUUCACGAGGUCGCACGCUGGAGCAACUGCUGGACUUCCUUGAAGCAAAGGACAUGGAUGAUCUCAAAGCCAAGGCCUCUCUGAUGAUGUCUGCUGCUGCACCAGUCGAGAACACCAAUGAAGGUCUGAUUCUGUCUUCUCUUAAUGGGGUUUGGAUUGAUCAGCGUUUCGCUGUGAGACCCUCCUUCAAGGAGAUUGCCGAAACCGUUUUCAAAGCAGAAGCCAACGCUGUUGACUUUGUGAAUGAGGCUGAGAAAGUAAGGAAUAAAGUGAACUUAUGGGUUAAGAAUGCGACAAAAGGGCUCAUCAAAGAAGUUCUCGCACCUGGUGCUGUUAGUGGGGCAACAAUAAUCAUCCUUGCCAAUGCUCUCUAUUUCAAGGGAGCUUGGUUAUAUCCUUUUAAAGCUAAAAGGACUCAACCAAAAAAAUUUUAUCCCCUUGUUGGAGAACCAAUUAAAGUUCCCUUCAUGACCGGCACAACAGAGGUGAAACAUUUUUUUGGAUCCUUCGAAGAAUUCAAGGUUCUUGAGAUCCCAUAUAAGGAAGGACAAGACAACAGGCGAUUCUCUAUGUAUGUCUUUCUUCCUGAGAAGAAAAAUGGGUUACAAGAUGUAAUUCAAAGGUUUAAUUCCAACCCAAAUUUAUUAGAUAAAUGCUUUGAUCUACAAAAAAUACAUCUUUCUGAUAUGUUGAUUCCUAAAUUCAAGUUUUCAUAUGGGUUUGAAGCUAAAGAAAUUAUGAAAAAUCUUGGAUUAACAUUACCUUUUGAGACGGUUGGGGAUUUCACAGAAAUUAUUGAAUCUCUUGAAAGUGGAAAAUUUUUCGUCUCCAGCAUUGUUCAAGAGUCUUGUAUUGAAGUUAAUGAGAAAGGUACAAAAGCUGCUGCUGCUACUUGUGCCGCUGUACAGCUCACUUCACGUCCACCUCCACGACCAAGUUUUGUGGCAAACCAUCCAUUCAUGUUCAUGAUUAGAGAAGGGAUAUCUGGGAUCAUAUUUUUUGUUGGAGUUGUACUUAACCCCCUUUUAGGCUAA
Quercus lobata is the source of this 1171-nucleotide messenger RNA. RefSeq names its product serpin-ZX-like. The record is from RefSeq and is a predicted model, not a curated record. The transcript is spliced from 2 exons. NCBI's taxonomy places the organism in Eukaryota, Viridiplantae, Streptophyta, Magnoliopsida, Fagales, Fagaceae. Bases 14 to 1171 code for a protein of 385 amino acids. Gene Ontology annotation, molecular function: serine-type endopeptidase inhibitor activity.